Molecule: messenger RNA, 1908 nt
Organism: Chlorella variabilis
Lineage: Eukaryota; Viridiplantae; Chlorophyta; Trebouxiophyceae; Chlorellales; Chlorellaceae
Exons: 10
Coding region: 1-1908 (635 amino acids)
Source: RefSeq, a predicted model, not a curated record
AUGCCUGCCCCCCUCCCUCCCAACAGCACCCUCCUCCGUGGCCUGCUGCCCCUGCUGGUGCUCCUGGCGCUGCCCACCGCCAGCUGGGAGCACGGCACCGCUGGCAGGGCGCUGCUGCAGAGCGCCGCGCCCCCGCCGCCGCCGCCCCGCAGCACCCAGGGCCUGCCGCUGGACGCCAUCCAGCUGCCGCCCGGCUUCUCCAUCGAGCUCUACUCCGACGACAGGUUCCCGGCCCGCUUCCUGGAUGUGGCAGAGGCGGGGAACGCCACCGUCGUGUUUGUGUCAUCCACCAAAUCUGUGGUGACGGCCCUGGUGGACAGAGGCGGCAGCGCGCCCGUCCAGGCGUGCACGCUGCUGGAUGGGCAGGACGGCCCCAACGGCAUUGCCUAUGACCCCUCCGCCCGCUCCCUGUACGUGGCCGAAGUGCGGGCCAUCACCCGCCACGACAACGCACUCGCCUCGGCCCUGGCGGGCUGCGACCGCAGCCUGCUCCGCUCCAGCGCGGUGGCCAACGCCAGCCUGCUGCCGCCACAGGCCAGCCACUCCAGCCGUGCGCUGGCCAUCGGCCCGGCAGACGGCCUGCUGUACUACACAGUGGCGGCGCCCUUCAACGUGGAUGUGUGCAGGGACCCGUACUGCACCAUCCACCGCAUCGCCAAGAACGGCUCGGGGCAUGGCAUUUUUGCACGAGGCAUCCGCAAUGCUGCCGGGUUUGACUGGGUCCAGGGGCGGCUCAUGUUUGCGGGCAUGGAGAGGGAUCGCAUGGGCAACGACCUUCCCGACGACAUCCUGGGGCUGGCAGACCCAGCCACGCCAGGCGUGGACUACGGCUGGCCGUACUGCCACUGGGUCGGGGAUGGCCCUCCCGAGCUGCGGGAGCCAGGCCCGGGUCGGAUCAUCCCUGACCCAACUGUCUUCCCGCCGGGUGUGGGCCCAUCUGUUGAUGUGCUGACGCAGCGCUGCAAAGAAGUGGCGGUGCCGCCGGUGCAGGCCCUGGGCCCGCAUGUGGCGCCCCUGGGCGUGCUGUACUGGACUCCGCCCGUGACGGCUGCCGAGGCUGAUGGCGCAUCCUCUGGGCAGCGCCAGCAGUGGCCGGCACAGUAUGAUGGCGGCGUGUUUGUGGGAGAGCAUGGGUCUUGGGACCGCGACGUGCCCAUCGGCUACAGGAUUGCCCACGUGCAGCUGUCAGAGGAUGGGCGCACGGCGGUGGGGCACUCCAUCUUUGCCGAGGGCUGGCUGGGCUCGGAUGGCAAGAAAUGGGGCCGCCCCGUGGGACUGGCCAGGCUGCCAGAUGGUUCCAUGCUGGUGGCAGACGACAAGGCCAACACCGUGUACCGCAUCUCGUACGACGGCACGGCUGGCGGGGCAGGCGCAGCCUCGUCCCCAUCCCCGCCACCGCCCACGCCCGUGGCCACACGAUGGAGCCUGGAUGUAAAGUUUGGCGGCAAGAUGGAAGCCGUCAUGCUGCUGCAAGAGUGGGUGUCCACCGUGGGCGCGGCGGCAGGGCUGACGCCGGCAAACACGUCGCUGGGCACGGGCAGCAUUGGUGCCCCUGAGAGCACCCUGGAGCUGGAGGUGUCGUUCAGCAGCCUGGGAGAGCUGGAGGAGUUUUGGAGCAGUAUCCCGCAGGCACAGCACAAGGCGUGGGGACAGCGCAUGCAGCAGUUCAUAGUGCACGGUAGUCCGCAGUGGCAGCACCACCCAUGGCAGCGGCGGCUGCCGGCGGCGUACGCACCAGCAGCGGCGGCGUGCCCAGCAGCAGAAGCAGCAGAAGCAGCAGCAGCAGCGGAGCAGGCGGCCUGGUGGUACCGAGCAUGGAGGAGGUUGGAAAGUAUGCUACAGAGGCCGACUUUCCAGCUGCGCUGCCCGCCACGCAGCAGCAGACGGCCAGCGGGCUGUCAGUGGUGA